This is a messenger RNA of Vespula pensylvanica (western yellowjacket), 1227 nucleotides long. It is a transcript of the gene Sf3a2, whose product is annotated as splicing factor 3A subunit 2. Bases 133 to 954 code for a protein of 273 amino acids. Gene Ontology annotation, cellular component: catalytic step 2 spliceosome; nucleus; U2-type prespliceosome. The record is from RefSeq and is a predicted model, not a curated record. Gene Ontology annotation, molecular function: zinc ion binding; nucleic acid binding. NCBI's taxonomy places the organism in Eukaryota, Metazoa, Arthropoda, Insecta, Hymenoptera, Vespidae. The transcript has 2 exons. Gene Ontology annotation, biological process: spliceosomal complex assembly.
AGUUGGUAACCGUGAGUGACCAGUGAAGCCAUAGUCUCGUCUGAAAGGAGAAAGUUUUUCAAAUGAAAUAAGAAAUAAAAAUAUCGUGAAACUUUUGAGCUCGUAUUUUGAAGUUAUUAAGAAACAUUCACAAUGGAUUUCCAAAAUCGACCUGGUGGAAAAACAGGAGGUGGUGGUGUAGCGUCAUGGUCAGAGAGUAACAGAGAUCGACGAGAGAGGUUAAGGCAACUAGCUUUAGAAACCAUCGACCUUAACAAGGAUCCAUAUUUUAUGAAAAAUCAUUUAGGCUCUUACGAGUGUAAACUUUGUCUUACGUUGCACAACAACGAAGGAAGUUAUUUAGCUCAUACUCAAGGAAAAAAACAUCAAGCUAACUUAGCAAGAAGAGCAGCUAAGGAGGCAAAAGAAGCACCACAAACACUUGCUCCGGAAAAGCCAAGAGUUGAGCCCAAAAAGUUUGUUAAGAUUGGAAGACCAGGUUACAGAGUGACCAAGCAAAGAGAUCCAGAAUCAGGACAGCAAAGUCUAUUGUUUCAAGUUGAUUAUCCUGAGGUUGCGGACAAUGUCAUUCCUCGACACAGGUUUAUGUCUGCUUACGAACAAAGAGUCGAACCACCAGACCGCAAAUGGCAAUAUCUGUUGUUUGCUGCAGAGCCUUACGAAACGAUUGCCUUUAAGGUACCAAGCAGAGAAGUAGAAAAAGCGGAAGGGAAAUUCUGGACCCAUUGGAACAAAGAUACCAAACAAUUCUUUCUACAAUUUGCAUUUAAGAACGAAAAGCCAUCCGUUGGCAAAGUUCCACCACCUCCAGUUCCAUUAAUUCGACCAGGAUUACCACCGAUGGUACCUGUACCUCCUCCUCCUAGACCUCCGAUGUUCAAUCCAGUUCCACCUCCUCCUGCAUUGUUGGCAUCAGGAAUGCAAAUUCCACCUCCUCCACCUCAUAUAGCUUAAUUUUAAAAUUAAAAAAAAAAAACUAACUUUGAAUAAGCAAGUUUUUAAAUAAAUAACAGUAAUAAAAUAAUCAAUGCUCAAAAGGAAGUAAAUCAUUUCAUGACGCUUCGAAUUAGUUUUUUUGUAUUUUAUUAAGAACAUAUGUACACAGUGGAAGUGCGCGCAUCGAAUCACCCAAGUCACCUAAAAUAAAUAUCAUUUCGUUAAAAUUUUUCGAACAACAUUGAAUCCUAAUCGUUUAUAAUCAAAAGUAUAUCAGUUAUGAACAAUCUA